GCGAGAAGACGUCGAAAGCAGACGAGAGCAAACCAACUAUUUUGUUGGUGGCUCAAAAAUUAGCGAAAACCAGAGUGCAAGCAGAAAUCAAUAUUUCUCUAAUAAUUUAUUUUAAUUAACUUAUUCUGUGAAACCACACUAAAAAUCAACAAAAUGCUGUUCUACACCAAAAGGUCUGAUUCUAAAGCAAAAGAAAUGCUGAGCGCUUGCGCAAAACGACUUUUGUGGCUGCUCGUGUGGAUGGCAGCCGUGAUGGCCUCACCCUUCAUCUGGCUCAAGAGCCUCCGCCGACCGAAAAGCCUACCGCGCAUCCGCAACCCCCUCCUGCUCCAGAGCGCCACCACGCUUGCGCAGAAGAUCCGAACUCAACAGGUGAGCAGCGAGGAGGUAAUGAGGGCGGUGAUCGCGCGCACCAAAGAGGUGCAGCCUCAGCUCAACUGCGUUGUCGACGAGAGGUACGAAGACGCGUUGAAGGAGGCCCAGCAGGUGGACCAAAUGAUCCGCUCAGGGGUGAAAACCGUUGAGCAAAUGGAACAGGAAACUCCCUUCCUCGGAGUACCCUUUUCUGUCAAGGAAAGCAUCGCCGUCCAAGGGCUGAGCAACACAUCUGGCCAGAAGCUCCAUGCGCCGAAAAUCGCAUCUCAGGACGCUCACACCGUGACCUUGGUGCGCGCAGCCGGUGGCAUUCCCUUCGUGGUGACCAACACUCCCGAGCUGUGCAUGUGCUACGAGACGGACAACAACAACACCGGACGCACCAACAACCCGUACGACUUGCGCAGAUCGCCCGGUGGCUCCUCCGGCGGCGAGGCUGCCCUUUUGGCCUCGGCGGGUUCGGUGGUCGGUUUGGCAUCUGACGUGGGAGGAUCGGCGCGACUGCCCGCCGCCUUCACCGGCAUCUUCGGCCACAAACCAUCGCCAGGAUUCGUUUCUAACGAGGGCCACUGCCCGAGCUCCAGCGACCCCAACUGGGACAGAUUCUUCAGCGUUGCUCUGAUGGGCAGGUACGCCGAAGAUUUGGCACCUACCCUGAAAGUCAUGGCUGGAGGUAACGCCCCCGCACUCAACCUGGACCGCAAGGUGGACCUGAAAGGAAUGCGCAUUUGCUAUGUUGAGGAUGACGGCGGCGUCUUCACCAGGACGCUCAACCCCGAGGUCAAAUCCGCCCUGAGGAAGGCUGUGAACCAUCUGGAGAAGUCUUGCGGCGUCAAGGCUGAAAAGUUGUGCAUAGACGAGCUGAAGGACAUUUUCGAAAUCGCGUCGACGAUUUUGCUGAAAAUGAACGGCGUCGAGUGCAUGUUCCAGGCCGAGCCCGGCUCUAAGGAAUGGAAAAGUGUGACCUGGGAGUGGGUGCGUUACUUCGCCUGCAUGUCCGACUACACAUUUCCACCCCUGUUGUACGGCAUGUUGAAACGCGUCGCCGACCGCGUGUCCGAGGAGGAUUUCAGAGAGAUGGUUGCGGCCAACCAGAGGAUCAAGACUAUUUUCAAGGAAAAACUUGGCGAGCACGGCGUGGUACUUUUCCCGUCCUUCGUCGAGCCGGCACUCCUCCACCGCGAGAUCUACUACAAGUUCCUCAACGUUUCCUACCUGGUCACUUUCAACGCUACCGAGAUGCCAGUAACCAACUGUCCGGUCGCCAUUUCUUCUCAAGGCCUGCCCAUCGGCAUCCAGGUGGCCGCGAACCCUCUGCAGGACAGACUGACCAUCGCCGUUGCUCAAGAACUUGAACGCGCCUUCGGAGGAUGGACGCCUCCCCCUGCCGACCAGAAGGAGACUGUGUGAGAAACACGCCCGCCGCACCUGAACCUGCAAGGGCGAUCUGUUACCCUCAAGGCCUCCUCCUCACUCUAGAACAUGGGACCGAAUUUUAAAUUUAAAGUAAAAAUGAUUUUAAAUUUUAAUUCCAGUCGCAAAAGCCAGAGGUGGUGCCGAUCCCUCUGAGAUUUCAACUGGAUUUUUUAUUGUUUUGAGGGCGGAUUGUCGAUUUUCCAAUCAGAGGCCAAAGGCUUGGAUUGGAGUUUCUAUUCAAAAAUUCCGCAGCUCAAGAUUUUUAACGUGAAGUUUUAAAUAUUGAGAAAAAUUUUGAUUGCCUAAUUGUUUGUGGCCGAGGUGGUGCCGAUCCCUUGGUCACUUUGGCAGAAAAUUUUAAUUCACGAACGCGGAAUGUUGAUUUUCCAAUCAGAGGUCAUAUUUUGGCUUGGAUUGGAUUAUCGAAAAUUCAGUAGCUCGUUUAUUAUUAUAUUCAAUAGGCAUAGAUUUGAAAUGGUCUCAUGUGAGUGGAGGAUGGUGAAAAAUAAAGUACCUGGCCAGACACGUGUGUGCCUGAUUUGUCGAUAUUUAUUAUUUUUCUACAUAAAUACAAGUGUUUUCACGCACUGACGAUAAAGUGAAUAAAUAAAUGUCGUCGUUAACU
Molecule: messenger RNA, 2416 nt
Organism: Neocloeon triangulifer
Lineage: Eukaryota; Metazoa; Arthropoda; Insecta; Ephemeroptera; Baetidae
Product: fatty-acid amide hydrolase 2-A-like
Exons: 11
Coding region: 154-1785 (543 amino acids)
Source: RefSeq, a predicted model, not a curated record